CGGGUAACGAUGAUGGUCUCGGGGGUGAAUCUCGGUGAUGGAAGUUAAAAUCUCCCUCGGUCCCAUAGCAAGUACGCACAGUAAUUGGCCGUGAAAGUAACGGCGAUACUUUUGGUGGCAGGAGGGAAAGUUGAAGAGCGGAGAACUAUAUUAAAAGCGAAGUAAACGAGUGAACGGAAGCGGGCUGUAAUCGAGCAUCCUGGAGACACAUCGAAGGAAACUCCGUCAUUUUCGUCUCGAGAAUGAAGAAGUUUUUAGAGGCGACAGAACAGUCUCUGAUGUGUAGCGAGGCUGUUAUAUGGCAAGCCAUUACACAAGUGCGCAAGUUGGUUACCCCUGGAAGUGAAAUGAAGACCAUGAUUUAGCCCCGGGCUUUAGCCCCUAGAUCCUUUUGCGGGAUUCUCGCGCGCGGCAGCUCUCGUAAGCGGUCGUCUAAUUUGAGAAUGAGCGGUCUACCGAGAUCCUCAUAUGUGCGAGAGAUCUUUAUGCUCGCCAGACGCCGCGAGAUUAUCUAAUUAUCAUUUAGUGAACCACCUGCACGUCUGCAUACGAAUAUGUGUGAGAGCGUGUGCGCGGAGAACCUUAUUUCGGGGAGACUCUUCACUUGUCCGCGAUUCUUCUCGCAACAUGCACAACCGGUGUUCUCGGAUAUAACCACAGGCGAUCGUUUUACGAUACAGUUUACAUGCUUUCACCAGAGUGCACGAUGUUACGGUCGAGGUUUUCUUGGGAUUUUGGGAAUUGAGCGACAAGAUUAGGAACUAUGGGCUUCUUUCAUCGACUGUCGCAACGCAGUAUUUUACACAAGUGACAAGAUGCCUGUUUGCCUCGAUGAAAACGUCAUAUUCUUGAAAACUGCCUUUUUGUAUAAUUAAUCGACGAAAUGGAAGCUAAUAUUGGAUUAGCUGGUCAAACACGUGUACAGGAUGAGGUCGGGAUCAAGUGUCAAAAAUUGUUUCAAGAUUUCCUGGAGGAAUUUAAAGAAGAUGAAGUGGUUAAAUAUCUGGAACCAGCUAAAGAGCUUGUCAGUCCAGAGCGGUGUACAUUGGAGGUGUCUUUUGAAGAUACAGAAUCGUAUAAUCAAACUCUGGCUACAACCAUAAUCGAAGAAUACUUUAGAGUAUACCCAUUUUUAUGUCAAGCAGUUUGUAAUUUUGUCAAAGAUGUAGGCCAGUUACAAAAAGAUAAGGAAUGUUAUGUUAGUUUUGUCGAUGUACCGACUAGACAUAAAUUAAGAGAAUUAAACACAUCACGAUUGGGUACUCUGGCACGUAUAUCCGGACAGGUGGUACGAACACAUCCAGUUCAUCCAGAAUUAAUUUUUGGUACAUUUCUUUGCAUGGAUUGCAAUGCAAUAAUCAAAAAUGUAGAACAGCAAUUUAAGUUCACAAAUCCAACAAUCUGUAUUAACCCAGUAUGUAGCAAUAGACGACGUUUUCUGUUGGAUGUAGAUAAUUCAGUAUUUAUUGAUUUUCAAAAAGUCAGGAUACAAGAAACGCAAGCUGAGCUUCCUAGAGGUUCUAUACCUCGCUCUGUUGAAAUCAUUUUGAGAGCUGAGACAGUUGAGAUGGUGCAAGCUGGUGACAGAUACGAUUUUACAGGAACUCUUAUAGUAGUUCCAGAUGUGGGAUCAUUAUCUGCAUCAAAUUCUAAGGCAGAGAUUGCACCAAAAAACAGAAAUAAGGAACAAAGAGAGGGUGUAAGUGGUCUUAAGGCACUUGGUGUUAGAGAGUUGACAUAUAAAACGGCAUUUCUCGCUUGCAGUAUUACCGCUACAAGUUCAAGGUUUGGAGGUACAGAUUUGGCAAUGGAAGAAAUCUCACAAGAGAUGAUGAAAAAACAAAUGUCAGAAGCGGAAUGGAAUCGCAUUUACGAGAUGAGUCGUGACAAAAAUCUGUAUGAGAACCUAGUAUCUAGUUUGUUUCCCGCAAUACAUGGCAAUGACGAAAUUAAGAAGGGAAUUACAUUAAUGUUUUUUGGUGGUGUACCGAAGACUACAGAGGAGUGUACGUCUUUAAGAGGAGAUAUUAAUGUCUGCAUUGUCGGUGAUCCUAGCACUGCAAAGUCGCAAUUUCUUAAAUGCGUAUCUGACAUUUCGCCUAGAGCGAUUUACACGUCUGGAAAAGCGUCAAGCGCGGCUGGUUUAACGGCUGCAGUGGUGCGAGAUGAAGAAUCGUCAGACUUUGUCAUAGAAGCUGGGGCAUUGAUGCUCGCAGAUCAUGGCAUCUGCUGCAUCGACGAAUUCGAUAAAAUGGAUCCAAAAGAUCAGGUCGCGAUUCAUGAAGCUAUGGAGCAGCAGACCAUUUCAAUAGCUAAGGCUGGUGUGAGAGCAACUCUAAAUGCUCGUACAUCUAUAUUAGCAGCGGCAAAUCCCAUCGGCGGACGAUACGACAGGAGAAAGUCAUUGCAGCAAAAUGUCCAAUUAACUGCACCUAUCAUGUCGAGAUUCGAUUUGUUUUUUGUUGUGCUGGAUGAAUGCAACGAAAUUGUUGACAAUGCUAUCGCCAAAAGAAUCAUAGAUUUACAUUGUGAUAAUUUGAAUGAUCUUCAAAUGAUUUACAAGCAAGAUGAGAUUAUUAGAUAUAUUAAUUUUGCUAAGCAUUUUAAACCUGUUUUAAGUCGGGAGGCUGCCGAUCUUUUAGUAGAAAGUUACACGGCUCUUAGACAAAGAACGGGUAGCGGAAGUGGCAAGUGGAGAGUCACCGUGAGACAAUUGGAAAGUAUGAUUAGAUUGUCUGAGGCGCUGGCAAAACUAGAAUGCGUGGACGAAGUGACAGUGAAGCACAUCAGAGAAGCAAAACGAUUGUUACAGAAGAGUAUAAUUACAGUAGAACAGCCUGAUGUAGACCUUGAAGAAGGUGAAGAUGCGAACUUAGGAAUGGAUGUUGACGAGCCACCACCACUCAUGGCAGCACUUAAUGCAUUAGACAAUAAUGUUGAUGCACCGCCUCAGACACCGUCUAACGGAAUAAGCGAAUCACCGAAGAAGAAAUUAACAAUGUCCUUUGAGGAAUACAAAAAUCUAUCGAAUAUGUUAGUGCUCCAUAUGAGGAGCGAGGAAAAUCGUGCAGAAAGCGAAGAUGAUAAUAAAGGUGGCAUACGGAAAUCCGAAUUAGUUGCAUGGUAUCUUGAUCAAAUACAAGAUCAAUUAGAUUCAGAAGAAGAAUUAUUAGAACGGAAAAGUUUCAUUGAAAAGAUUAUUGAUAGAUUGACAUAUCAUGACCAAAUUAUAAUACCUCUAACAAUGACUGAUUUGAGAAGUAAAGAUAAAGAGGACGAAGAAGAAGAGGAUCCUUUACUUGUUGUACAUCCCAAUUACGUCAUAGAUAUAUAAUUUUUAUGCAUUCAUAUAUUAUAUUGAUUUUAUAAUAAAAAACGUGCCUUUGAAAGAGAACAAUUUAGUUCUAUGAUUUGUCUUUUUGCAGGAAAAAAAUACGCAU
Cataglyphis hispanica is the source of this 3440-nucleotide messenger RNA. It is a transcript of the gene Mcm6, whose product is annotated as DNA replication licensing factor Mcm6. Bases 884 to 3334 code for a protein of 816 amino acids. Gene Ontology annotation, cellular component: MCM complex; nucleus. The record is from RefSeq and is a predicted model, not a curated record. Gene Ontology annotation, biological process: double-strand break repair via break-induced replication; mitotic DNA replication; DNA replication initiation. Lineage: Eukaryota; Metazoa; Arthropoda; Insecta; Hymenoptera; Formicidae. Gene Ontology annotation, molecular function: ATP binding; single-stranded DNA binding; single-stranded 3'-5' DNA helicase activity. The transcript has 15 exons.